AUGCUCACUCAGUGCUCACGACAUGCCCGGCUGCAGCGGUGCAAGUGUUUAGACCGCAGCUUCUCAGUCUUGAAGUUUCUCUGUUUCUUGUCAGCUAGUGUUGCAGUGGCUGUCUUCUUGAGCCUGUUGCAUCACCGGAAUUUCCUCAACUAG
Messenger RNA from Chondrus crispus (carragheen), 153 nucleotides. RefSeq lists its product as hypothetical. Lineage: Eukaryota; Rhodophyta; Florideophyceae; Gigartinales; Gigartinaceae. The transcript has a single exon. The record is from RefSeq and is a predicted model, not a curated record. The coding region runs from base 1 to 153 and encodes 50 amino acids.